AUGUGCGCAAGGCGACGUCACGUGGUUACGGGCACAUUCAACUCGCCCGACCUGUUUGUGCUCGAGUACGACACGCUUGCGCAGACGCUCUCGAUCCUGCACCAGAUCCGCGCCGAGGGUCCGCACCAGUACCUCGCGUACGGCGAGUCUUCGUCCGGUGGCACGGUGUAUGCGACCACCUGGGGGUCUCCCUCGACGCUGUCUGCGUGGCACGUCACCGACGACUAUGGAUUGAGCUUUGGUAAUCAUGUCCCCAUCACGGCGACGGGGAGCUAUGUGCAUGUACAGCCUCCGCCGUACGCGAGUCUGACAUCGCCAUCGUUCGGGUCGACGCCCGGACUCGCGCGCUGGCUCGGCUCGGCAGGUGGUCCCACGGGCGAACUGCACAGACUCGACCCCGAAACGGGUCGGAUUGGCGACAAGGUGCACGAGCUCGUCUUCCUCCCCGGCGGUGCAGCAGACCUGGAGAAGGCAGACAAGAGCAGGAAGGCGUUGCGCUACGGUGCGCACUCGUUCGACUGCUCGAGCACGGCUGCGGAUCAGGUGGCGUUUGUGGCUGAUCUGGGCGCCAACGCUGUACAGGCCUACAGCUUCCCGGAUCUCGAGCAUCUGUAUACGGUACCGAGUGCGGAAGACGGCGAUGGACCACGUCAUUCCAUCCCGCACCCGCAUCUUCCUCUGCUGUUCACAGUGACGGAGCAUACGAACUUUGUCGAUGUCUACCGGUUGCCCAGUGCGCGGGGGCAACAGCCCGUGCACAUUGCACGUGCCGACAUGCUGACGCCAUCCCAGGCGGCGCAUCGACACGACUUCCGCGGUGACACGCUGCGGUUCAGCUCGGAUCUGCGCUUCCUGUUCGCCACCACGCGCGGCAUGACUCCCGCCACCAAGGGCCUGCUCGUAGCCUACCGCCUCGAUGUCUCCGAUCUGGACGUGAAGCUCACACUCGUGCAGCGGUUCGAGACGCGCACGAGCGGAGGCAAGGCCAACGCGAUCGAGCUCGCCCCCACCCCAACCGAGCACGACCUGCUCAUCCUCACCGACGACGAACUCGGCUUCAUGGACAUCCUCACCUUCGACCCGACCUCGGCCACCUUUGACGUCAAAGCCACCGCUCAACUCCCGCCCCUCGAUGAUGGCAAGCCCCAGGGCGCAAGUCAUGCAAUCUGGCUUCCCUAA
Moesziomyces aphidis is the source of this 1179-nucleotide messenger RNA. NCBI's taxonomy places the organism in Eukaryota, Fungi, Basidiomycota, Ustilaginomycetes, Ustilaginales, Ustilaginaceae. The record is from the annotation of a GenBank genome assembly.